This is a messenger RNA of Phytophthora nicotianae INRA-310, 3016 nucleotides long. RefSeq lists its product as hypothetical. Lineage: Eukaryota; Oomycota; Peronosporomycetes; Peronosporales; Peronosporaceae. The transcript is spliced from 2 exons. Bases 239 to 1009 code for a protein of 256 amino acids. The record is from RefSeq and is a predicted model, not a curated record.
UUAAUUAUUACCAAAAUGAGCGAAUUCCGACAAGCUACGGCUCACGUGGACGCGCUCGAGGCGCGUCUAGCGCAGCUUCAGCAGUGUAUCGCCGACGAUAAUGCAAACGACUAUUUAGAGGAGAACUUCAGCUUCAUAUUGGUGCGUCUGUGCCUUUUCCACAUUCAAUAAUCGCGUCGAUUUACAUGUUAAGAAAUUUUCUCGACAGACUGCAAUCGACGGAGAUGUGGACGUCCUGAUGGAGAAGUUUCGCGCACGUUGCUCUAUGGUGGAUCCCGUAACAAACCAGCUUCGAUUCGGUCCCAAAAUGCUAGCCAAAGUGCAGGAUCUAUUACAUCGUUAUGACAACAUAAAGCUCGCAAUGGAAGAGGACGCUCCUCUGCGUCUACAAGUGGAGUCAAAGCUCAAGCAGCUAGCGCAACAACAAGUCAUAAGGCAACAGGAAGAAAUUGCUCGCGAGAAAGAGGCUAGAGACGCCCAGCGAGCUGCUGAACUGGCCAAUGAACAGGAGAAGGAGAGACUUUUACAUGAAGCCCGGGAGCGAGAAGCUGAACGAGAAAGAGAAGAACAAGAGCGGAUUCAAGCGCUGGCUAUUGCAGCACAGAAGAAGCGCGAGCAGCGCGAGAAGGAGAGGGCGGAAGAGGAACGCCAGCGACAGUUGGAGGAGCAGGAGCGCGAACGCUUGAACGCGUCGAUCCCGCACGGAAAAGAGGGACUUGAGAAGGCUAUUGCCAUGCUGCGAGAAGGCACAAGCAACGAGACGCUGUUUCGACAGUCUCUGCAGAAACUUUUGGCUGUGGUGAGCAACAUCUGCAAGUCACCGGAGAAUGCCGCGUUUCGUCAUAUUCUCAAGGACAACGUUCACUUCCACGCUGAUCUGGGACAGUAUCCUGGUGGACACCAGUGUCUACUUGCCAUGGGCUUUAAAGAGCUCCAACAAGGAGAUGAAACACAGCCCAGAACCGUGUUCGUGCUGGAGGUAAAACUACCUUUAACGCUCAGUCAUUGACAGGUCCUCAUUAAAGUGACUUUUUCCUACAGGAGCCGGAUUUAUCGGAAGAUUUAGAUGCCUGGAGCACUUGGUUCGAUGAGCUCAAGGAACUGCAAAGUCUGGUAGAGUCAAAGCUCGGAUAGAGCCGUAGAAGACGAGCUUAUGGUGUAAGAUCAAGUGCGUUGACCCCUGUAAUGUCUCUUCUCUCGCUAGAUGCACUAGAUAUCGUUACGCGACUGCUUCCGCACCAACUCGACUAUGGUAGGAUGAGUCACAUUGGACAUCACAGCGGCAAAUUCUUCCGAUGUAAUACUCUCGUGUCCUUCCAGUCUCAAUGCAUCCAACGCAGUCAACAGCUCAGCAAGCGUCUCCUGCGAAUGAAUGUGUCUGGUAAUGAGUUUCAUUGUGAAGGCAAGCCCAGCUGACGAGACUUUCCCCGACCCAACAGCAUCCAAGUGCUGGAAAAAGCUGUUUAUGUCAGCAGCACUGAGACUUGCUGAGCUCUCUGGAAUCGCAGUAGGAUGUGGCUGAACUUGCUCUGUGCUGUCUUGUUCUUUCUUACGAACUUCAGCCGCGAGUCCAAGCACAAUUUUCUCCUGUUCUCGAGCAUAUUUUUCGAUCUCUUCGACUCGAGUCCCCACGACGGUGCAGUCCCGGUAGCUUUUCGCUUGAUCAGCCGUCAGCUUAUCCUCUCUUGCAGACACGGUUCCCAAUGAUGGAGCAGUCAACGGGGUGUUAGUUAAGAUUGCAGUUAAGGGGAAUAUCGAGCUGCUUUGGGCUACGGAGAUCUCCAUGUGGAGCAUAGCAAACCACAGGAACGCGUCGUCGUCCACAGCCACGUUCAUGAAGACAAGAGUGCGUGUUGAGACGUUACUAGUGAGCUUGAUGCCAUUGACGCAGUCGUCAUCACUGAAGAGCCCCACUUCACAAUCUCUCAGCGCAACUUCCAUCAGAGUAUCACCCGUGCUUUGAGUUACACGGAACAUUCCACUGGCAAGACGACAUUGAUGCAACAUCCAGCCAUCAGCAGCACGGAACUUCACCCGAACAACGCCUUCUUUCACAGCAGGAGCCCGGAACAGCAGUCUCUUUGCCUGCUUGUAGCAUCCUUUCUUCUGACGAAUUGCGUGCCAAAUGGUGUCGACCGAGUCGUGCAUCAUCCCAAACUGAGAAAUCCCGAUAAGCGCGCUCCCUUGCGGGAUAAUAGCCGAGUUAUUCGUCUCCGUUGUGGCUUUCAAGUCCGCAGAUGAAGCGGAUAUUGGCAUUGGAGACGGAGUUUUUGAAGAACCGGACGUGGCUACAGUCAGCAUACUCACUCGUCGAACAAUUGCUGCCAUACUAACUCGUCUAGGCGAUCGGGGAGCUGAUGGCUCAUGGCUUAGCACGAAAAUGCGCUUCUUGUGUUUUUCCAGGACAAUCCCAGCGUUCGCCUCUGAAGCUACAUCAAGCGAGUACACAACACUAUUCCGCAACAAUUUCUGAAUAUCGUCGUGGAAAAUCUUCUGGUAACGUGCUCGAUCGACGGCUGCUGCUGCAUUUCGGAUUAAAUCCAUCCAACGUCGAGCUUCCGGCGCACUACCCGGGGCAAACGCUACUUCGCAGCCGAGACUACGCACUGUGAAGGCGUUGGCUUUCUCAAGUAAUGGAGUCACACGACACGUUGGGACGAGCUGCACUUCAAAGACGGAGCCCAAUUUCCGCUCACUUUUCUUCACUCGAAGCAUCCCAUUGUCCAAUUCGACGUAGUGCUGUUUCCAUGGUCCACCGGGCUUUGGUUGAGCCUCAACAAAGCUCUGUAGCUGGUACGAAUUGGACUCUUGUGGGGCUAAAAUUCCAGGUUGUUUCUUAGGAGAUGCCCCACCAUUGUGUCGAUACUUCAGAGCGAUAAUUCGCAGUCGAAUGGCCAGGAUCCAAUGCGUUCGUAUCUGCUCAGUAGGAGCUGCUAGCAGGAUAUACGCUUGACCCGUAGUCACAAUAAAAGGGUAAAAAGCAGCAACACUGGACCCUUUCGGUCGAACUUCGUUG